Toxoplasma gondii ME49 is the source of this 2201-nucleotide messenger RNA. Its product is annotated as Rab5B protein. Gene Ontology annotation, molecular function: GTPase activity; GTP binding. Lineage: Eukaryota; Apicomplexa; Conoidasida; Eucoccidiorida; Sarcocystidae. The record is from RefSeq and is a predicted model, not a curated record. The coding region runs from base 826 to 1512 and encodes 228 amino acids. The transcript has 9 exons.
UCCGGGUGCACGAUAUUGAUCCGUUCAAGUUUUUUGCAUGCGUUUCUCCAACCGAUCCGAAGUUUCCUUUUCCUAGAGAUGAUCUCAGAAGCCAAAAAAACGCAUGCGAUUUUUUCCCUCGCGAUUUUCUUCUUCCCUCCAGCUUUGUCUCACCCUCUUUCUGCCUUUUCGCCCGUCGCAGUGGCUGUUCGGUGCCGCGACAAAACUGGAAUUCCUCGUUCUUCCACGUCUUUCUGCGGCACCCGGACAUCUCGAAGCCGUCGUUUUUUCUCUUUCUGGAUCCUCUUGGCUUGUUCGCGGGUUCGCCAUCGUGGAGUUCCCUUCUCGCGCCGCGGCCGCCCUCCCGCCGUUUGACUCUCAAGAAAGAGACGGUUUUUCACCGUCCACUGAACUCCUUACUUGCCUUCACACGCCGAUCUCCCUUUCCUGUCUCCUCUCCUCAAGUUCUCGAGAAAUGCUCCUCUUUGGCAUUUGAAUAAUCUUGGAUUUCGCCCCCCCAUUCUCUCGACCUUGUCCGCCGUUUCCGUCCCUCUCGUCGCGCCGCCGACAUGCCCUUCCGCAGAAAAGCGCUUCCUCAGGCGUCCGCUUCUUCCCUUCUGCUCUUUCGUUACCGCUUUUCUGGGGUUGAGUUCUCUGCGUCGUCUGCGCGUUCGUAAAUCCCCAAUUCUUUUCUCUUUCUUGUCGCUGCAAGAAGUCCUGGUGGCGGCGACCGCCUUCGCUUCUCGCUUUUCCGGCGCCGCAUUUCGGCGCGAUUUUCCCUGUUUCAGCGAAACUCUGCAAAUCUGGAAAGGGAGAAUAACGAUUUUCUCGCGGCUCCGAGGCGCCAUGGGAUGCACCGCGAGCUCCACGGCGUCGGCGGGAGGCGAAUCUCAGCUCCGCAUGACUAAUGCAGGGGGCUCUCUCGACGAUGGCUUCUCUGAGAGACUGAAUUUGGAGGCGAAAAUUGUUCUGCUGGGGGACAGCGGAGUAGGGAAGAGCAGUUUGGCGCUGCGCUUCUGUCGAGGCCGCUUUCCUCAGUACCACGAAGUGACCAUCGGCGCUGCGUUCCUGCAGCAAACGAUUCGCGUCGGCGACGAUGGAAGUCAGCUGAAACUUUACAUCUGGGACACCGGCGGGCAGGAACGCUUCAGAGCGAUGGCGCCUCUCUACUAUCGCGACGCCGCGGGUGCUGUCGUUGUCUACGAUGUGACAAAUCCGGCUUCCAUGGAUGCCGUCCGCUUCUGGGUGGAGGAGUUGAAGCAGCGCGGCCCGGCCAACUGCUGCAUUGCCGUUGCUGCGAACAAGAGCGACUCGAUGGAAAACUCAGAAAAUGCAGAGCCUCCACCUGAAGAAGGAACAGCGGGCGUCGACGUGGAAGCUGAACGACGCGCGGAAAUGAAGAAGUACUGCGCGGCCGAGGGAAUGCUUUUCGUCGAGUGUUCUGCGAAGACGGGCUGUAACGUCGGCCUCCUCUUCGAGCAACUCGCCAAGGAAGUUUUUGAGCAGCUGAAGCAGAGCAUGAUGGAGUUGUGAACUCCUCCAGUUCUUUUUUACUUUUCUUCUGCAUGGAGUUCCUUGACUUCGGAAGGUGGAGAGACAACGGAGCCCAGCCUGAGAGACUCCCGUCGCUGUGUGUCUUCGCCAGAUUCUGCUUUCCGUUUUCGAUCGCCUUCCUUCUCUCAUAUUGUUCAGCUGAAACCUUGCGUUUUCUUCUCUCUGCUCCCCCGACAAAAAGCCGACGCGGACUCGUCUUCGCGUGACGACGUUGGUCUUCCCUCUCUAUUUCUCUGUUUCUUCUUUUCUCUCUCUUAUUUUAUGUUCCUUCGUCGCUGUCCCUUCUUCUCGGUUUCUCCUUUGCUUCUUCUCGUUUCCUGUUUCGCCGAUUUGCUUUGCUUUGACUUCUUCGUCUUGAAAUUUUAAACCUGUCAGCGGGCGCGAAAGCGUUCCUGGACGUCAGGACUAGCACGAAAUUCUCCACUUCUGCAGAGUUCGUAAACGGAAAGAUCUCCAGUUCUUCCCGACAGGAAGUCGAACGAAAAGAAGAAAAGGAACGGCCUUGGAGGCCCCGAACUACACAAAUUCAAAAGCGCCCUCACUCUCGCUUCUCUCUCCUCACACUGCAUUCUCCAAAAAACUCCUCUCGUCCUUUCUUCUCUAAACAAAGCACCCGGACACACGUGGAAAUAUAUGGCAACAUACAACUGGCUGCGCCAUAUCACAAC